Molecule: messenger RNA, 979 nt
Organism: Paecilomyces variotii
Lineage: Eukaryota; Fungi; Ascomycota; Eurotiomycetes; Eurotiales; Thermoascaceae
Exons: 2
Coding region: 96-578 (160 amino acids)
Source: RefSeq, a predicted model, not a curated record
CCUACAGCUAUCAAUCCAGUGACCAAGUACCACUCGGAUUAUUCGUUUCCGUCAGCAAUCCGAAAAAAAAAAAGUUAAACAUACCAAAUAUCAGAAUGUCUACUACAGCCGCAACAACCGCCGCCGCUACCACUGCUGCUUCUUCCUCCGCUGCAUGUGGUGCUAAACUCUACGAGAUCCCCAUCAAGGAUGCUGCAUGCGCCGUUCCGUCCAAGGGCAACUACACUGAUGUGAUGAAGGAAUGCUGCAAAGUGGCUUCUGUACACUCCUACGACAAUAACUGUGGCCUGUAUUGUCUCGCACAGGAACAGUCUGUUGGAGAUCUCUCUUCAUGCUUGACCAGCCACGGAGUCAAAUACGGCGAUGCGUUCUGCAACACAAACUCCUCCGCGACGGCUACAGCGAAGGUGUCUUCGAGCGAAGCUACUUCAUCGGCCACGAAAACGGGAAGUUCCGCGUCAUCGACGUCGUCUCACAAUGCUGCUGCGGCAGUAGUACCACCGCAGGCUAUUUCGAAGUCAGGACUAGGUCUUCUGGCGCUCCUGUUCUGUUCAACCGUGAUGGGGGCUUUGGUCUAGGAGGGAAUACUUAUUGGGUGACAAAAUGGAAUGCUUUUUAUGAUUGACUUUUGAAGGAGUUUGGUUCCUGGAGUGCAUGGCUCGUGAUUCUGGGCGGUGUUUUUUUCUAGGACUGCUGCUUGCAUAUAAUUAUAUGCAAUAAUCCAGACAAAUGGAUUCCUUAGAAUAAAGGUGUGUUAAAGACGCGUAUUUGCAGUAGCCGCUGUUAGAGAUGUUCUAAUCGUGGACAACGUGGAUUUAGUCGUAUCAUCUGCCAGAUAUUAGUAUUAAGGACCGUGCCCCAUCUUUGGUCUCGAUAGAAGGGGCAGGAUUUGCAUUGUGGAGAAGGAUCUAAGUAAUCGGACGCCAUCGCCAGGCGUAGCUAAAGAAUCACCCUUUUGGCGUACAUCAUGAUGCGGACC